This is a messenger RNA of Echinops telfairi (small Madagascar hedgehog), 637 nucleotides long. RefSeq names its product RNA polymerase I and III subunit D (gene POLR1D). The record is from RefSeq and is a predicted model, not a curated record. Gene Ontology annotation, biological process: DNA-templated transcription. The coding region runs from base 51 to 452 and encodes 133 amino acids. The transcript has 2 exons. Gene Ontology annotation, cellular component: RNA polymerase I complex; RNA polymerase III complex. Lineage: Eukaryota; Metazoa; Chordata; Mammalia; Afrosoricida; Tenrecidae. Gene Ontology annotation, molecular function: protein dimerization activity; DNA binding; DNA-directed RNA polymerase activity.
GAGAUGCGCGCCGCCGGCCCUUUCUGAGGAUCCCGGAGCCCACCGCCGCGAUGGAAGAGGACCAGGAGCUGGAGAGAAAAAUGCAUGGAUUGAAGACCUCCAUGGCGGAAGGUGAGCGGAAGACUGCCCUGGAAAUGGUCCAGGCAGCGGGAUCAGAUAGGCAUUGUGUGACCUUUGUAUUGCACGAAGAGGACCAUACCCUGGGGAACUCUCUCCGGUACAUGAUCAUGAAGAACCCCGAAGUGGACUUUUGUGGCUACACGACGACCCACCCUUCCGAGAGCAAGAUCAACCUGCGCAUCCAAACUCGAGGGGGUCUUCCAGCCGUGGAGCCCUUCCAGAGAGGCCUCAGCGAGCUCAUGAGUGUGUGCCAGCACGUGCUGGACAAGUUCGAGGCCAGCAUAAAGGACUAUAAGGAACAGAGAGCGAGCCAAAGUGAAUCGGCAUUCUAGCGUCCCACCCCCCUUUUCAAGGUGUGUGGAGGCUGUUCUAGAACAUUCCGUGAGGUAGGACUGUUGGAGGGGCACAUGCUAUAGUCUUAAGAAAGCGUGCUUCUAGCUGCUGACCCAUGGCGGCCGCAGGGUUCCCUGCACACAUCCUUGUCACAUUCUGCCAAUAAAUGCCCUCCUUUAUUGAA